Molecule: messenger RNA, 1479 nt
Organism: Plodia interpunctella (Indianmeal moth)
Lineage: Eukaryota; Metazoa; Arthropoda; Insecta; Lepidoptera; Pyralidae
Exons: 4
Coding region: 397-1080 (227 amino acids)
Source: RefSeq, a predicted model, not a curated record
UGACCUGAUGAUGCACCCCGGGACAGCUCCCGACGAGGGAACUCCUCAACAGUUUACAGCAUGGACCUGAUUUUUUGUCACACGUUGAACGCAUUAUCUCUCUGGCAACAAUAAAAGCUUGUGGCUAAAAUGUCAUUUCUGUAAAAAACUCUGAAAAAAUAUAAGUAUUGACCUUGGAAUUAGUAGGUACUCCGUAAUACUUACUAAAUCCAUGGUAUUGACUAUUUCGAUGUUUUUUUUCUUUUAUCGAAUACUUUCUCCUUGGGAAGGUUUUUUUUUGCAAAUUUGACAAACCACAUUAUGUACUGACUGACGUACGCAAACUGCAUCUCGUGCAUGUUCUGUCAAUCAAAUUAGGAUUUUUCGCCCUCUCAAUUUCGAGAAAAUUAAUCAGCGAUGACUGAACAGGCGAGAAUGGAGUCGAUGCUGUUCAGCUACGGAACCACGAACAGAACAGAUUAUAGGGGUUACAAAAUCGAGGCUCCCGUGUUCACUAAAUACGAGGAGAAACCGAAGUUAGAUCAAAGACAGCCACCAGAAGUGAAGGAUAUACACACUUUGACGCCUUGGCAGUGCGCAGUGCCAUUCUAUCUCUUGCAUAAACCGAAAGAAAUUGUUCGCACUAAUCCGUAUCAAGUUCAACCGAAAUUUGAAAAGCCGAUAGACAAGGACCGAGCGAGGGUGCAACAGACCCGUCCUCGGCUGGUAAUGACCCCGGCCGUCAGUAUGGACGACAUCGCCGACGCGGCCGCGCGCGAGAUUCUCUGUGAAGACAUGUACACCAGCACCGCUGCUGCCGGUAUGAAGGAAGCCGUCAGACCUUACUUCAGGGUCGCCGCGCCUUUCCCCGGUCACUCGGCCAAGGCUAAUCCGGUGGUGCUGCCGAAGUAUGCCCCGCCGACGGUGUCUGAGGAGUGGCGCAUGGACUCCGUAGAGUGGGACAACAGACAGCACCGCUGCUACUGCGACUCCACCAAGGAGUUCUGGCUCUCUUACCCCUUGUUUAAGUGCAGGGCUUGCAAGGAAUCUGCAAUCGUUGAUGCGUCAAGGAAGGCAAAACUCCAACUGGCGAAACAGUGAAGUUGUGGAGUGGAGUAUAACCUCAAAGCGAACACGCGGGAAAAUGUUCCAUUGGUUUUUAAAGAGAUUUUUAAGUGCAGAAUAGUUUUCAUUGUCUUGACUAAUUUAUUUUUAGCCAAUGUAGAUUUGUAGUUAGAAUAUUUUUUUAUUUAGCUCGUUUGUUUUUCUAGUUUUAUUAAUAAAAAUAAAUGUUUGUUAUAAACGUGUUAUUUGAAAAAUGAAAAACCGUCAUUGAGACCUAGAUAAAUGGAAACAUAGUUAAUUAAAACAACUUAUUAAUCAACCAAUUUAUUACCUACCACAUGUUUACUGGAUUUUAUAAGGAUUUAGGUACCUACUAUUGUUAUUGUUCCGAGAACAAUACAAUAAAUCUAUGAUAUGAUAUACCUAAUAUAGAUU